Messenger RNA from Humulus lupulus (European hop), 1750 nucleotides. Its product is annotated as D-amino-acid transaminase, chloroplastic-like. Bases 139 to 1368 code for a protein of 409 amino acids. The record is from RefSeq and is a predicted model, not a curated record. Gene Ontology annotation, molecular function: catalytic activity. The transcript has 5 exons. NCBI's taxonomy places the organism in Eukaryota, Viridiplantae, Streptophyta, Magnoliopsida, Rosales, Cannabaceae. Gene Ontology annotation, biological process: carboxylic acid metabolic process.
GAAGGUUUUUUGUCUGUCCGGUUGUUUUUUUCUCUCGAGUGUUCAAGUGCCUUAAGGAAUCUCCUAGCGCAAUCCAGAUUAUUAAUUAAUCGCAUUACUAGUAACGAUCUCAAAUCAGAGAUUUCGUUUGGUCCUUUCAUGGCUUCCUUUUCCGUUUCAUCUCUUCUCAAACCCAUUUCCCAAAACCCAAAAAUAUCCAUAAGAAGCUCCAAUCAUUCGAAUUGUUCUAAGGUGAUUCCGCAUGGUUUUUCCUCUUUGGCAUUUGGGUUCAGGGUUUUUCAACGUGGGUCGUGGAGAGAGAUGAGGAUUGUUACAAGUUCCAUUCAAAAUGAAGCCUUGAUUGUAUCUCACAAGAAGACAACUGUUGUAGCAGGUUCAGGUAUUCAAACAUUUGAUAUUCCACUACUGACUAGCUCAGAUGCAAUUGAAAGGUUGAAAGCCAACCGGGAAAACCAUCAAGGGAAGCAACAAUUCUUGGCCAUGUACUCCAGCAUUUUUGGUGGAAUUACAACAGAUCCUGCGGCUAUGGUCAUCCCUAUUGAUGAUCACAUGGUACACAGAGGGCACGGUGUUUUUGACACUGCUACCAUAAUGGACGGAUAUCUAUAUGAGUUGGACCAACAUGUUAACCGAAUCCUGAGAUCAGCAAGCAUGGCCAAAAUCAACCCUGCAUUUGAUAAGGAAACAUUAAGAAGAAUACUCAUCCAAACAGCGAGUGCCUCAAAGUGCAGAAAUGGAUCUAUAAAAUACUGGCUCUCAGUGGGACCUGGCGAUUUCCAGUUGUCUCCAUCUGGUUGCAACCAACCAACAUUUUAUGCUGUUGUGUUUCAAGAUCAAUCCCCCUCUUAUUCAAAGGGAAUCAAGGUAAUAACAUCGUCAGUUCCAAUAAAGCCUUCACAAUUUGCAACAACAAAGAGCGUAAACUACCUCCCAAAUGUUCUUUCAAAGAUGGAAGCUGAAGAACAAGGUGCAUUUGCAGGGAUUUGGUUGGACAAUGAAGGGUUCAUUGCUGAAGGGCCUAAUAUGAAUGUGGCUUUUGUCAUGAAAGAGAAUGAACUUUUGAUGCCUCAAUUCGAUAAAAUUUUAAGCGGUUGCACUGCUAAUAGAGUUUUGGCUCUGGCUGAACAGCUAGUGAGCGAGGGAAAGCUUCAGGGAGUAAGAGUAGGCAAUGUGACUGUAGAAGAGGGGAAAAAUGCAACAGAAAUGAUGCUUCUUGGCAGUGGAAUACUUGUUCUACCUGUGAUACAGUGGGAUGAUCAGAUCAUUGGUGAUGGAGCAGAAGGUUCAGUUACACAGGCUCUCUUGAAUCUUAUCAUCGAGGACAUGAAAUUUGGGCCUUCAUCUGUUCGUGUGCCGAUUCCUUACUGAGUCAUCUUCAAUCUUCAUUUCUAUCUCGCAUAUUUAACUUGAAGCAGUUGAGCUCUAUUACAAGCCUUGGAGUUCUGUCCUGUGAAUUAUGCAGUUUGUUCUUUGUGUCUAAUAAGCAGCUGGCCUUCUCCAAAUGGAAGACAAUUUUACAACAUGGUGUAUAGUCAAAGCUACAAUCACAAUUGUUGUAAAAUGGAUUCUUCAAUUGUUCUAAGCGAAAUUAAUCUUUUAAGCCAAAAUUAGAAAAGCUAUAGUGAAAGGGUCAUGUUCUUCUGGUUUCCGUAACUCUAUUAAUCUUUUCCAUAGAAGUUACAAGAUUAUCUUUAUAAUUGUUUUGGGGAAAGGCAACACUGUAGUAAUGCUUGAAAAGAAAGUUCUUUAA